AGAGUGCUUGAAAUCCCAACUCAAGACGUCUCGAGCUGAGCGAGAUAAAAAUCCGGGAGCGCCUGUGAGAGAGACUUUGAAUCUCGGCGACAAGGCCAAGAGCUUGAGGAGAUGACUAAUUUCCAGAAACCUUCGAUUAAGGUGGGAGGGGUCAUAUGGUCAGACUUCAGCAGCGAACGAAACGAAACGGAAGGGAAGUAUACUGUCAUCUUAAGUCAUCCACAACACUCUGCUAUUGAAUCUGGAAGCGAAGCCGCAUAUUCAACCAGCCAGUUCGUCGACGAGGUUACUCUCGAACUUGGCUAUUCAAACUACUGCAAGCCCCACGCACAGUGCUGCAGGUGCUGCAGCAAAGAUCAGUUGAGAAGCUGUUGCCUUCUCCCAAGCGCCCAGGGUGUGUACUCUCUACGUCGACAGUCUUCCAACUCAAUGACCGCGGUGAAUUUCGUGCGUUUCGACCAGCUUGCACCGGACGUCCAUGACGUUCCUGGAGGACUAACCAUAGGAGACUUAUUCAUGUUUGUUCAGGCUACCGAGUUCAAAGAAAGCCUAGAAAUGCAGCAAGAUUUCAGAAAGCAACUCGCCCAGCCGAAAGAGGCCUUCAUUGGACCGAAACCAAACGAAGAAGACAUGAUCUCACGUUUGCACAUGCGCCCUUUGAGCGGAGGGCAAAUUGGAAGAAAUUGA
This is a messenger RNA of Amorphotheca resinae ATCC 22711, 687 nucleotides long. RefSeq lists its product as hypothetical. The record is from RefSeq and is a predicted model, not a curated record. NCBI's taxonomy places the organism in Eukaryota, Fungi, Ascomycota, Leotiomycetes, Helotiales, Amorphothecaceae. Bases 112 to 687 code for a protein of 191 amino acids. The transcript is spliced from 3 exons.